Messenger RNA from Thamnophis elegans (Western terrestrial garter snake), 521 nucleotides. Its product is annotated as histone H3. The coding region runs from base 111 to 521 and encodes 136 amino acids. The record is from RefSeq and is a predicted model, not a curated record. The transcript has a single exon. Gene Ontology annotation, molecular function: DNA binding; protein heterodimerization activity; structural constituent of chromatin. Gene Ontology annotation, cellular component: nucleosome. Lineage: Eukaryota; Metazoa; Chordata; Lepidosauria; Squamata; Natricidae.
GCCAGUCUCAGCCAAUAGGAAGACGGGAUACUGUCUAUAAAUACCCACCAGUUCGGCCGCCAAAUUCAUUCACCUCGACUUUUAGAGAGCGAAGUUGCCUUGUUUGGAAGAUGGCCAGAACCAAGCAGACGGCGCGGAAGUCCACCGGUGGUAAAGCACCAAGGAAGCAGCUUGCUACUAAAGCAGCUCGGAAAAGCGCACCCGCCACCGGAGGCGUGAAAAAACCUCACCGCUACCGUCCUGGUACUGUGGCUCUCCGAGAGAUCCGGCGCUACCAAAAGUCCACCGAGCUGUUGAUCCGCAAGCUCCCUUUCCAGCGUUUGGUGCGUGAGAUUGCCCAGGACUUCAAGACCGACCUGCGUUUCCAGAGCUCGGCUGUGAUGGCCCUUCAGGAGGCCAGCGAGGCUUACUUGGUGGGGCUGUUUGAAGAUACUAAUCUCUGCGCCAUCCACGCCAAGCGAGUCACCAUCAUGCCCAAAGACAUCCAGUUGGCUCGCCGUAUCCGCGGCGAGAGAGCUUAA